GACGGAUUUGCAACAGCCAAGCACAUAAAGCAAGAUGCCUGAGGGCUGAGCCAGCUUCUGGACAACCUGAGCUCCAAGGCUGGAUCAGUUUUCURCUCUUCCCCUCCUGGUUCCCGGACGCAGCACUGCUAAGAGAGGGGGCAAGGAGAGUGCCGCAGCUUUGCCCCGGCUGUUUCUCCUCCACCCCGGCUCCCCCCGCUCCCCCUCGGCCACCGGGCUGUCCCGGGAGGGCUGCGCUCCGCAAGCAGCGGGGACAGGCGGGACAGACAAGCGGAGCUCACUGGCAGCAAGGCCAGCUCCGCUCAGAGGAGGGAGCUCCGKGUGCCCGGGAACAGCGGGGCGGGGGGGCUGCUCCAAGCCCUGACGUAAAAACUAAGUGGGGCUGCCYGCUCCGGCUUCUUAAGGAGCGCGGCGGCCACAGUGGACUCGGAGAAUCCUGCCCUGCCCGGAGCGCCACGUGACGAAAUGGAUSUUGGAAGCAGAGGAAGAAUCCACUGUACCAUGAGACUCACCUGCUCUCUGUUACUCAUGGCAGUGUUCUGUGUGACACCUUUUUUCUGCCACAGUCAAAUUGAUCCACUAGCUCUUGGGCAGGCAGACCCCCAGUGCUGGGAAUCCUCCUCAGCUGUUUUACUGGAGAUGAGGAAGCCUCGCAUUUCUGACUCUGUCAGUGGCUUUUGGGACUUCAUGAUCUUUCUGAAAUCCUCCGAGAACUUGAAGCAUGGGGCUUUGUUCUGGGAUCUGGCUCAGCUCUUCUGGGAUAUCUAUGUGGACUGUGUGCUCUCCAGAACCCAUGGCCUAGGGAGAAGGCAGAUGGCAGAAGUUGAGCAGAAGAUUGCUACUGUACGGUCUCAGUUCACAGAGAGAAACCAAGGGACAUUUUCUCAYAUUCAGAGGUCGCCAGUUCUGAAGAAGAAAGACUCAUUUGAAGAUUUAAUAAGUAUCCACAUACAUAACAGUAGAUCUAUAUUACUUGGAAGAAUGAUUGCAGAGUUAGGAAAAAAGCGGAAAUUACACAUUUAGUCUAAGAUCUUGAUUUGUAGAUUUUUUUAAACUACUUCUCUUUAUUUUUUGCAUUUUAAUCCCCAUUAAUGUCAGUUUGGUAAAAGAAGGCCUGUAACCUUAAGCUCUACAUCCCUGAUUAACUUGGACUUAUGAGUUUUCUUAAUUACCARUGAAUUUAGUCUCCUUACUAAACUGCAUGAUUUAUAAGCAGUUGUCUACUUUAACCUCUGUAUAUAUCAGGCUUUUUGUAAUAUAUGUGAUCUGUUCAAACUAUCRUCUUUUGGGUGCCAAAACAGGAAAUAACUGAUCCUUCAAUAAAGCAUAGACAAGCAGAGAAGAAAGUUGUCAAAAAACCUCCACUGGCUCCAAGACAGGAUUAGAGUUGAGAUGGKGAUGUUUGAUUGCAUGCAUAGCUGUACACUUGUACAAAGCAACCACUGCUCAAAGACAUCUUCCUGCUAAAGAAAAAUAGUACAUAUUUCUACAUGAAACUUCAUGUUUUCCAGUAGAAGGGUUAACAGAUUKUACCAGCUCCUCUGUUUUCACACUUAAAAUGUUUAAUCACAAGAAUUCUCAUACAUAACUUGCAUACACUUCUUUUUUAGCUCGCAAAUUCUUUGUAGAAAAAUCACAUUCUUCUGACUCUURUUGAUAACCCUAAUAGGCAAUUUUACACUAAACUAAUGCAAAA
Molecule: messenger RNA, 1696 nt
Organism: Malurus melanocephalus (red-backed fairy wren)
Lineage: Eukaryota; Metazoa; Chordata; Aves; Passeriformes; Maluridae
Gene: FAM237A
Product: family with sequence similarity 237 member A
Exons: 3
Coding region: 466-1023 (185 amino acids)
Source: RefSeq, a predicted model, not a curated record